UCCUGCAAGGAAAAUAUUCCAGCCUUGGAGCAUCACUUUGGCAGCAAAAGAUGUUUUCUGAUACAGUAGAAAAUGCAGGAAAUUGAACUUUUCAUUCAGAGCUGUCCUAAAAUCCAACCGUGGACAGAAAAAAUACAGCGAUGGAACCUAAAUGACCAUGCUGUGAAUUCGGGUUUAAACUGAAAUUAAUAUCCCAGCUCAGCGUGAGGAAAAAAACCUUAGAUCAGCCAGUAACAACUUCCUAAAAAAAUAUCAGUAUAGCUGAGUGACAGCUCCCCAACCUUGUGACCUAGGAAUGGCCUCUGCAGGCAAAUUCGUGCCAUGCCCUGAGGAAGAUUUGGUUAUUUCUGUGAUGAGGUGACCUCAAAUUUAAAAAAAUAUAUAAAUAAAAAGGACUGACAAAAAAAAAAUCAGAGUGGGGCACCUGAGUUUUAUCACCUCUGCCAGAGGAACCCAAAUUUCCACAGCUGUCACAAGGAAUGUGUAAAUCACUCUGGUAAAGGCACUCAGGAUGAGGGCAGUGGUUUGCACCCAAGUGCACUCAGAGUGCACCCACUAAAUUAAAUCGAAUCCAUUUUGCUAAACAAAUUGCCUGCCAUUCCUUUAAUCCCUCCGAGCUCUAUUUAAAGAGGCUUCCCAGGAAGUGCUGAGCCCAGAUUCCCUGCUCUUCUUCCCUCUCCCAGAUUCCUUUUCCCCCAAAAUGCUGGUGCCAGAGCUUUGGCUGUGCCUGAGCUUUGGCUGUGCUGCCUCCCUGAGCCCCUCGUGCCUGUCAGCUCAGUUCCAUAGGCCGGGGGAUUUUAUCCUGGGGGGGCUUUUCCCCUUUGGGAAGGACACAGUGAACCUGACAGCUCGCUCCCAGCCCACCCUGCCGCUGUGUGAGAGGUUAUUCAUGGACGGGCUGAUCUGGGCUCUGGGGAUGAGGUUUGCCAUCGAUCAGAUCAACAAUUCCAGCUCCCUGCUGCCGGGAAUAACGCUGGGAUAUGACAUGUAUGACACAUGCUUCGAGGCCCUGGUGGCCCUGCAGCCCAGCCUGCUGUUCCUGACCCGGAAUGGCACCACAGGGAUCGGGGUUCUCUGCAACUACACCGAGUACCAGCCCCGCGUCACCGCCGUCAUCGGGCCCCACAAGUCAGAUCUCUGCCUGGUGACAGCCAAGCUCUUCAGCUCCUUCUUGAUCCCACAGGUCAGCUAUGGGGCCAGCAGCGACACCCUCAGCAACACGGAGCUGUACCCGUCCUUCUACCGCACCGUUCCCAGCGACAAGAACCUGGUGGAAGCCGUGGUGCUGCUCCUCAACCAGUUUGGCUGGAACUGGAUCGCCACCAUUGGCAGCGAUGAUGAGUACGGCCGAAGGGCCCAGGCUCUCUUCCUGAGCAUGGUUGGCAACGGCAACGUCUGCAUCGCCUUCGAGGGGCUCAUCCCCACAGACCUGGCCGAGCCCAACGCCAAAAAGCAGCUGGAAGACACAAUUAAAUCAAUUAACAGCACCAAAGUCAACGUCAUUGUGCUGUUUGCCUUCAGCCUGCCAGCCCAGGCCCUGCUGGAGCACAGCAUCAGGAUGGGGCUGGGCAAGAAGGUCUGGAUUGGCACGGAAGCCUGGAUGCUGUCUGACAUCGCUGCCUCCAUCCCGAGCAUCCAGAGCAUCGGGACAGUGUUGGGCUUUGUCAUGAGAACAGAGACAGUCCUUGGCUUCCAGGAGUACGUGGCUGAGCUCUUCAGCUCUGUUGAGCAGGAGGAGUUCUGCAGGGAGUCCAGGGAGCUCAGUCGCCUCAUGAACGCCGAGGUGCUGGACACGCACUGCCGGCAGUGCGGCCACGUCACCCUUGGGGACAUCAGCCCCACGCUCAGGGUGACCACGGUGCAGCCGGUGCACGUGGCCGUGUACGGCGUGGCCCACGCCCUGCACAGAGCCCUGGGCUGCACCGCCAAAGCCUGUCCCAGAACAUCCAUCAGGUCCUGGCAGGUGAGGAAAGAUCUGAGGGGCAAACAGCUGGUUUUUGUCACAUCACAGCCAGAUUGUCCCAAUCUCAGCCCUCCUAAGGGACAACUGAUUCCAGCUUGCAGAAUUAUCCUCCAAACAAGAACGACUGUACCCAAAUCAAUUUUCAUUUCAUUUCCUCUCCAGCUGCUGCACUUCAUGAACACCCUCCCGUUCGAGGUAAACGGCCAGAGCUUCAGGUUUGACCAAUCCCACAGCACAAACACUGGAUACAAACUCAUCUUCUGGGCCUGGAGGAAUGGCACCCUGACCUACCUGCCUGUGGGGGACUAUGACCAGUCCCUGUACGUCCAAAAGUCCCAGAUCCAGUUCCACACUGCAGAUCAGAAGGAGCCCACAUCCGAGUGCUUCAGGCGCUGCCAGCCAGGACAAUUCAGACGAAUAAAAGGAUUCAACCUUUGCUGCUAUGACUGCACAGACUGUCCAAAAAACACCUUCUGGAGCAGCACAGACAGCACCAGCUGCUCCCCGUGCCCGCAGCACCAGUGGGCCCCUGCCCGCAGCACGCGGUGCCACGACCGCAGCGAGAGGUUCCUGUUCUGGGACGAGCCCCUGGCCGUGGCCUUGGUGACCCUGACGGCCCUCAGCACGGCCCUGAGCUGUGGGACAGCGCUGCUCUUCCUGAAGCACAGGCACACCCCGCUGGUGCAGGUGUCUGGGGGUGGCAGGAGCCUCUUUGCCCUGCUCUCGCUGGUGCUGCUGAGCCUCAGCUGCUGCCUGUACGUGGGCAAGCCCAGUGACAGGCUGUGCACGGCGCAGCAGCUCUCCUACGCCCUGUGCCUCAAUGGCUGCUUCUCCACCUUCGUCCCCAAGGCCCUGGAGAUCGCCCUGGUGACAGAGUUCCCCCGCUGUGCCCCCAGGCUCCUGCGCUGGGUGACCCACAGCAGGGCCUGGCUGCUGGUGGCCGUGUCCCUCCUCACCGAGGGCUUGCUCUGCCUCUGCCACCUCCGGCUGGGCCCCGAUUUCCUGGUGGCUGACUACCAGUCCCUGCCCAGCGAGGUGCUGCUGGUGUGUGGCACCAAGUCCUGGGCUGCCUUUUCCCUCCUGCAUGGCUACAACAGCUGCCUGGCCUUCGCCUGCUUCCUGUGCACCUUCAUGGUGCAAACCCCCAGCCAGAGGUACAACGUGGCCAGGGGCAUCACCUUUGCCACCCUCCUCUAUUUCAUCAUCUGGAUCUUCUUCAUCGUGAUUUUUGCCACGCUGAGGACGGUCCUCAGGGCUGUCACUCAGAUUUGCACCAUCCUGGCCACCACUCUGGGGAUCCUGGUGAGCUACUUCAUCCCCAAGUGCUACAUCAUGGUGUUUAGGCCUGAUCUGAACACAGGGGAUUAUUUCCAGAACCUCACUGACGAGGAGCCAAAGGAGGACUCGGUGAACAGACAAUAAACCACAUCCUCUGUCGCCUGCUCCUCAGCAGAAGCUGUUUUUAAGGAGAUAAUCCUGUUUCUGAGCACCCUCUGGCCCCAGGCACAAUCACCACAUGAACUGAGCUGUGAAAGCACAGGGCUCUGCCCAGCAGCUGGAGUCCAGAAGAGCAGGCUCCAUCCUCUCUGGAAACACCUUUCAGCCCCCAAAAGGAGCCAAAAAUAGGCUCAGUUAAUGAAACAACCUCCAGAAAUUGUAUUUUACAUCAAUCUCUUGAGUCUGGCAAUGUCAGCCAGAAGCCUCACCCACACCAUUUCCCUGUAAACACUCCUGAUAAUUUCCCUUUCUUAUUAACCAGGUAACAGCUCCAGAGAUACAUCCAGGAAUCCUUUCCCAAGCCUUGUAAGAAUUUUCAAAUCUAUCCAAUAAAAGAGAAGUAAAAAGAACAUUCUGACAGGU
This is a messenger RNA of Corvus hawaiiensis (hawaiian crow), 3823 nucleotides long. It is a transcript of the gene TAS1R3, whose product is annotated as taste 1 receptor member 3. Gene Ontology annotation, cellular component: membrane. The record is from RefSeq and is a predicted model, not a curated record. Gene Ontology annotation, biological process: sensory perception of sweet taste; sensory perception of umami taste; G protein-coupled receptor signaling pathway. Gene Ontology annotation, molecular function: sweet taste receptor activity; G protein-coupled receptor activity. Bases 701 to 3385 code for a protein of 894 amino acids. The transcript has 5 exons. Lineage: Eukaryota; Metazoa; Chordata; Aves; Passeriformes; Corvidae.